GGACGACGGCGACGGCAUCUUUGCCACUUCGGCAAUUCGCUUUGAAUGUGGUGGGCAUACAGCAUACGGCUCAAAGGCAUGAACAUGCUUUGGUGCACGAGGCUGGCGCUGGUGGCAAGAACCCGCUCAUGGCUCACACAAUUGCUCAAUGCUUUAUAAUGUCUGAAGCAGCUGGUCCGAACUUGGAGCUAGGCUCCAGAGAAUGGGCAUCAAUGCUCGGGCUUCAAUCAGCCCUAAGCAAGUCUGAUAGCCGUUGCAGGUGGAGACCGUACUGCGCAGAUUGCACUUCGAAUCUCCUUUUUGCAACCAAUUGUGCUACAAGCGAAGACCAGACAUCGUUCUGCUCUUACAGGUUCUAUAGAGAAGUCCGCUGGUAAACAUCUCAUCACACAACUGCAGCAUGACUUCUCCCCAGUCCGAUGAGGUGGUGGCCGCCAUCGCAGCUCUGUACGGCCCCGGCGAGCCGACACUGAAAGCCGCUGCCAAUGAUCUCUUGACCCGAUUUGCGGCUUCCCCUAAUGUUUGGCCCGUCGGCCUUUCUCUUCUGGACCAUACCUCGGUGGAAGUGCGCUACUUCGCUGCCAACAUGCUCCUCUCCAAAGUCCGCUCAGAGUGGCACCGGACCCCACCGGAGCUGCGGGCUUCGCUGGCGCAGGAGACCGGCCGGUGCCUGUUCACACUGGCCGGUCACCCUGGGGCGCCCUGGGUGGUGGUCAACCGGUUGUGCCUCCUGACCGCUGCAAUGGCGUGCAGAACCGCAGAGAACAGUGCUAGCCAAUCCUCUCUCACAACCACUGCUUUACUGGAUUCUGCAUUCCAGACUGCGGCAGGGGCUACGGAGGGCAACCCCGGCGCAUCUAUGCAGCUUUCGGUUGCGCUGGGGCUGUUGCAGUCGCUCACAGAGGAAGUGGACCAGCUUGGGAGAGAGCGCCAGGUGGCGGCGCAGGAGCGCAUGUCGCUACGAACGCAGGACGUGCUCCGAUUGGUCGAUGCAGUGCUGUCUGGACACCUGGGGGGUGGAGGGGACGAUCGCUUGCCGGUCGUGGCGCUGCGCCUGCUGCACAGCUGGCUGAGGGACGAUGCUACGAGCAGGGGGGUGACUGCGGGCUACCUGGCUCAGUCCCACAGCAGUCUUUUCCAGAGGGUGCUAACUAGUCUGUCUUCAAAGGACGGCACAGAUCUUGAGGCGGCCAUCGAAGUAGUGGUGCAGUUAGUGUCUCUCGACGAAGCGAAUGUGAAGGAUCUAGGCGCGGAGGAGAACGCGGUCCGAAUGGUGCUGGCAGCGGUGGCUGCGCAGAGGGGGCCGCUGCAGCAGGCCUUGGCGGAGGAUCCAGAUAGUCGCUUUGCCGGGGGGCUAUGCGAGGUGGCGUGUACGGCAGCGGAGCACUGGUGGGAGCUGGUAGCACAGGCAUCCAAGCAGUGUCCAGAGGCAGUCCCCGUUGCUGAGGUAAUGCUGACAUGCGUGACCGACGGCGGCCAGGGCGUGGCUGAGCUAGCCCUGGACUACUUCUCCAUGUUGAGCUCGGUGCCGCUGGCUGAGCGGCCGCCCGCCCUCCAGGCGCCACUCUAUGUGCAACUCCUGCAAGGCCUUCUGAAGCAGUCUGCAUACCCACCCGACUUCACCACGUGGCAAAGGAGCAGUAUGGACGCCGACAGCUUCCUGCGGUUUCGGGAGCUGUAUGCCGCAGAGACCUUGGACACAUGUUACGCCGUGCUCGGCCCUGCAUACCUCUCCGCUCUAGAUCAGCAUCUCAAGGCUGCCCGCUCCUGGCAAGCUCUAGAGGUCGCCCUUUUUGCCCUGCGGAGCAUCGCCCCGACCAUCAAAAUCCGCUGCCUUCCUGUCAACGGCACGCCCCCUUCCCCAGGCCAAGAGGCGGUCGAGGCCUUCUUCACUCCGUUCUUCGCCCAGCUCGAGAGGGACGACUUCCUGUCUCACCCCCUCGUGGGAUCGAGCGCCGCUUCUCUAGUUGGCGCGUUUGGCGCGUGGAUCUGCCAGCACCCCCAGUCGUUAAAUCCCGCCGCGAGCUACGUCCUGAGGGGCCUCCGGACCAGCCUCGAAGGAAAGAUGCCCGCAGUCUGGCAGGCUUCCGCGCGCGCCUUCCGCAGCCUUUGUAUCAAAUGUUAUCCCCACAUGGCGCAGCCCGGCCCCGUCGAGCAGCUGAUCCAAGCGGUAGAGGCCAGCCUCCCACCCCUCCCAGAAAAUACCUCCCCCUCUGCCGUUAGCGCCGACGAUCGGACUACUGUCAACGAAGGACUCGCCACUCUAGUUGCCGCCCUCCCCUCCAGUGACGCCUCCAGACUGGGGGUGCGACUAGUGACGCCAUGCGUGACGUCAAUGGGUCGGUUGGCGGGCGCCAGAGAUCCCCCUGCCACUGCUCUAGUUACAUGCCUGGGCUUACUUUCAAGCUCGAUCCGGCACCUUGAAUUCGGACGUCCGGAGGAUGAGGUGAAACCGUGCGCUGCGCUCGUGCAGUUUUCGUGGCCCACUCUAGAUACUCUUCUGACGACGCCCCACGUUCAGGCGAACGGUGAUGUUCUCGUAGCAUUGGGUGACGUGUAUACACGUGCGAUCCAGAGCCUGGGGCCCGAAGUGCUUCCGAUCGCACACAUGACAUCACACCUCGUCAGCAUCUUCGAGCGGUACCAGCACCCCGACUGCGUGCCACCCCUAGUUACGGCCGUGCAAUCAAGCUCCGAGAGUGCACUGCAGUCCCAGGUCGACUUUCAUCGGGGCGUGUUUGGCGCUGUCUCGGGCGCCUCUUUUGGGUGCUUGCAUCGGGGUGAGCUUGCGAAACGGCCAGAAGUCUUGGGGGCUUUGUUUUCGCUGGCGUCAGCAUACGUGGCACAGUGUCCAGCUGUAGUUGCGUCGGGGCCGCUGCUGCCGAGCCUUAUUGAGGCAGCUGCCGCAGUGGUGCGGUUCCAAGACAAGGACUCGAGCAAGAGCGCACUCGCUUUUCUGACGGCCUUGCUAGAGCUCCCGGCAAAGCGGUCGGAAACGAGAACAAUGAUCGAGGGGGCCCUGCUCGCUGGGGCGGGGCAGCAACUGACUGCAGUGCUUCUAGUUGCGGCGGCUGAUAAGUUACCACGGCAGCUACUUAGACUAUUAGGGGGAGUGCUUUACUUGUUGACGCAGUAUUCUCCCGCAGCGGUGGGGGUUUGGAUUGCGUCGACAUUCGCUGAUGGAGCGUUCUUAGCGGUAGUGAACGGGGCGUUAGAGGAGAGCAGUCAGCGGCUAGCGGGGGAGGUGCUGCAAAGACAACCGCCGCUGCCGAAGCGGCGCUUUGAGGCGUUUGUAACGGACUUUGCGUCUGUUUGCAGACGAGAAGGGACGAAUGACACACUGCUCGCAUAUCAGAUUGAUUAACGCGCACAUACUACCAGGCUCGCAUUUUUCUAUAGGGCUUGCAUUCUUGCACUGACAGCUUCCCGGAUCCUACCUGUACGCCUGCAAGCCUUAAUGAGUGAGCUAGUCGAGCGGGCAAUCAUGCAAGGUUGCAAUUUGAACUGAUG
This is a messenger RNA of Klebsormidium nitens, 3510 nucleotides long. The record is from the annotation of a GenBank genome assembly. Lineage: Eukaryota; Viridiplantae; Streptophyta; Klebsormidiophyceae; Klebsormidiales; Klebsormidiaceae.